Molecule: messenger RNA, 1579 nt
Organism: Andrographis paniculata
Lineage: Eukaryota; Viridiplantae; Streptophyta; Magnoliopsida; Lamiales; Acanthaceae
Product: probable inactive purple acid phosphatase 28
Exons: 4
Coding region: 79-876 (265 amino acids)
Cellular component (GO): cytoplasm
Molecular function (GO): hydrolase activity, acting on ester bonds
Source: RefSeq, a predicted model, not a curated record
AUUAUAUUCCAUCCUUAAUACGGUAUCGUUUCUAGCUGGCUUGCUAUCGUUCGGUUUUUAGUUUGGGAUCAAACGAAGAUGGUGGGGAGGAUGGAAUCCGGUGAUACUAUCACAAUCGCAUGGAUCCAUUCUUUCCUCUACCUCUUCCUCAUCUUCGCUUCUCUUCAUCUUCUUCACACGCAUUUGAUCCUUCCCAAGCUCGACGUUGACCGCCACGAUGUCAGGAUUAAGAAGAUAGCGCCUCUUCCUCUGCGCUUCCGAUCGGAUGGAACUUUUAAAAUUCUCCAGGUGGCUGAUAUGCAUUUCGGGAAUGGAGAGUUGACUCGAUGCAGGGACGUUUUGGACAGUGAAUUCAAGCACUGCUCUGAUUCGAACACGUCUCGGUUCCUGGAGAGGAUGAUUCAGCUCGAAAACCCUGAUUUCGUCGCAUUUACUGGAGAUAAUAUAUUUGGGACAAGUGCUUCUGAUGCUGCUGAAUCUCUGUUUCAAGCUUUUAAUCCAGUUAUAAAAUCUGGAAUUCCCUGGGCAGCUGUGCUUGGAAACCACGACCAGGAAUCUACUAUGACUCGUGCAGAGCUGAUGUCUUUCCUCUCUCUUAUGGAUUUCUCUCUAUCACAGACCUUUCCGUCAGUUGAAGAUACUUUCAAUCCCAACAAAAAGACCCCAAUUCCCAAAAUCGAUGGCUUUGGAAAUUAUAAUCUUAAAGUGUGGGGUUCUCCAGGUUCAAGUUUUGCCAAUAGCACUAUUCUCAAUCUUUAUUUCCUUGACAGUGGUGACAGAGCUACCGUUAAUGGAGUUAGAACUUACAAUUGGAUUAAAGAAUCCCAGCUUAAUUGGCUUCGUCAAAUUUCUGAGAAAUCUCAGAUUUCGAAUUAAUAACAUGCUGCAGGCGACAUCCUAACAGGAACAAAAGCUACCUGUGGUUUCAUCAUAUUCAAGCACGUCCCCUUCAUUGGCAUUCUUCCACAUCCCAAUUCCAGAAAUUCGACAAGGUCCUCUCUACAACGUGGUUGGUCAUUAUGACGAAUAUAUAGCUUGUUCCAUCGUAAACUCAGGAGUUCUCGAGACCCUAGUUUCUAUGGGAGAUGUGAAGGCUGUGUUCAUUGGCCAUGAUCACAAAAACGACUUUUGUGGGUCUCUCGGAGGAGUAUGGUUUUGCUAUGGGGGAGGGUUCGGAUAUCAUGGUUAUGGCAAGGCUGGAUGGGCGAGACGAGGCAGAGUCAUAUUGGCUGAACUUGAGAAAGGAGAGCGGACAUGGGGUGGAGUCGAAAGGAUCAGGACAUGGAAACGGCUGGAUGAUGAGAUGAUGAGCAAGAUUGAUGAACAAAUUCUUUGGGAGAGAGAGUCAUAGUUAAGAACAUGCAAUGUUGAUUUUGUUAUUUGUAUCAACUGCUGCUUAGGCUGAUUUAAUUUCAGUAGCAGGACAAGGGAGUGAAUGAAAGGGGGUAGGUCUUUCAGAUAUAUUGCUUUCAAAUGAAAAUUGACUGAAUUUAGAUGGAUUCAUGGAAUGUAUCAUUCAUAAUUAUUGUUGUUCAUAACAAUAUAAUAUAUAUUAUGUAUCAUAAUUAUUUUUAUUCAA